AUGGAAAAGUUUCGCUUGGUGCAGCUGACGCAGGAAGCGCUCAAGUUGCAGUGCAAGACUGACGACCACGAGCACUGGGGAGCGCCUCUUCUAAGCGUCGAGCAAUGGCAGCGGAAGGAUGAAGCGCAGCGUGUCACGCGCUUCUCCCAAGCGGGGGCGCUCUACUGGGCUCUAGUGGACAGAACAGAGGAGGACUCAUCCACAAGUGACGCAGGUCUUGUGGCAGGUCGAGAUCUACUCUACUGUCAUUGCAAGACCCUUCGCUUCGACUGUGUCUAUCGCCAUAGCUCUGGGAAAGUUGAGCGUGGAUAUUCGUACCAAGUCAGUUCGGUCUUCACGCUCCCGGAUUUCCGCAAGCGCGGGCUUGCGAGUUUCUUCCUAACAGAAGUGGCCAACCAACUGGAGAAACUACCAAAACCUCUGAUCUCGGUACUGUACUCGGACGUUGGGCCAACGUUCUACGACAAGCUCGGUUGGAAAUGCCAUCCGUCCAAGGCAGCAACACUGGAGGUUGACCACCCUCAAAACGCUACCACUGCUGCCACCAGCAUCAAGCUAGAAUCGAUGUUCCUUGAUGAUAACCUGGCCACGUUCCUGGAGACUGACAAUGCCCGGCUGGUGGCAGAACUGUCAGGUGAUAAGUUUGAAAAGAAGGAGGCGUUCUUGAUCCUACCAACACGUGACUCGAUCGAGUGGCAGUUCAUCAACGGCGUGCACUACGCUCGAGUGGCAGGGUUCGAGGGGCUGCCAACAUGUUGCGGUGUAAAGCUUAACGACAACGCUUUCGUGCUCUGGUGGCACAACUUGAAGGAGUCGACGCUGUACGUGAGUCGUGCUCGAUUCCCAGAUUCCGGUGACAAUGCCGCCGCGGCUACGCGUGUGUUGCUGGAUGCUGCGCUGCAAGAAGCACGCAAGUUCAAGCUGAAGAAGGUCGUGAUCUGGGACCCACCGUCUGGUUUGGUGCGCAACGAAGUACGCCGUCUCCUCGAGAUUGAGGUUGCUGAGCGCAAACUUUCUGAGUCGAGUGCCAUGGUGUUUCGCCAUUGGAACGCGCAAGAGGGUGCAACGACAGCACUACCUCACUGGCUCUGCAACGAGAAGUAUGCUUGGGUCUAAAUUCAAACAAACCGGUAGCUGUUGGGCGAGGAUCUUCCAGAGCUGCGAGAAAGGCGCAAGGUGCGACCAACCAAAACCUGUGCCACCUCAAAGUUGAUAAUACAUAAAUAAUUGAAUUCAC
Messenger RNA from Phytophthora infestans T30-4, 1237 nucleotides. RefSeq lists its product as uncharacterized. The record is from RefSeq and is a predicted model, not a curated record. The coding region runs from base 1 to 1116 and encodes 371 amino acids. Lineage: Eukaryota; Oomycota; Peronosporomycetes; Peronosporales; Peronosporaceae. The transcript has a single exon.